UCCAACAGCGAAAACAAAUAGCAAGAAUAUACACAAAUUCUGACACACAUUCAAUACUAAUAAUUUCUUUUUUCCUUUUUCAUUAAACGUAAUAAAAUCCAUUACGAUCAAUUUCCCAACUCAUAAUGGUCAUUGUGUCCUAAUUCUUUCUUGUUGUUUUGUUUUUCGUUCGUCAAGUGAAUAGAAAAGUGUCGAAUUUAUCGAUUGUGUUUACAGUCAAAUUUAAUUUAGACCGAGCAAAUUGACCAAAAAUUUACACAGAUCACAAUGGGUGCUUCAGAAUGGGACGUUUUGCGAAAGCAGGCACGCAAAUUGGAGAAUGAUAUCGAUAUGAAACUGGUGGCGUAUAGCAAAAUUGGCACAUCGUCUAUGCCCAGCACAUCGGCAGACACGGCUCCACUGCUCAAUGAACAUGUUUUCGAUUCACUAUCCAUGGAAAUUGAACAAAUGCUAGAUAGACUUUCUGAGAUAAAUGAUAAAAUGGCCGAAAUACCACUGACCUCCGACUCAUACAUGAUACACACACUGCAACGCCAUCGCGAGAUUUUGAAUGGUUACAAGCAAGAGUUCAACAAAAUCCAAGCCAAUCACACGACACGAAUAGAGCGCGAAGAACUGUUGCGCGGUUCAGGCAUUUCGAUGAGUAGCGGCCUGAGUCGACGUGAUAUGUAUUUGAAAGAGAGCACUCAUUUGCAUGGAUCGCAUGGCCUUGUAAACGACCAAAUAAGCAUAGCAAUGGAAACAAAGGAGCACCUUAUGUCGCAGCGUCACCAAUUUAAACGUUUUCAAACCCGUUUGAAUGACAUGUCCAAUCGAUUCCCAUUGAUAUCGAGUUUAAUUCAAAAAAUCAACAUUCGAAAGCGACGUGAUUCCUUCAUUUUGGGUCUGGUGAUAGCAAUUUGCACAUUUUUAUUAAUUUUAUAUGCAUUCAAUUGAUUCACUAUCGUCAUUACUAUUACUAUUGUUAGCGCAUUCAAAUCAAAUUUAUAUUUUUCUUCUUCUGGUAAUUAUCUCGCGAUGCAAAGAAAUUAUAAUUGACAUUUUUGGUCCGGCUGUUAGAAAUUUGUAUGGAUUAUGUGAAAGUACGUGUUGCGCAACACAUUUAUUGUGAAGUAAACAGAAAAGUGGUGUAUUUUAUGAGAAAGGAAGGAGAAAUGCAUUGAAUUCUUGAGAAUGUAAAUAAAUAACUUGUUCAAACGCAGAGUUCUUUCAUCAAAUAAAAAUCAAAUGAAAUUUAUCAUAAUCGUUUAUAUAGCGAA
Sitodiplosis mosellana (orange wheat blossom midge) is the source of this 1259-nucleotide messenger RNA. RefSeq names its product Golgi SNAP receptor complex member 1 (gene Gos28). The record is from RefSeq and is a predicted model, not a curated record. Gene Ontology annotation, cellular component: SNARE complex; Golgi medial cisterna; Golgi membrane. Gene Ontology annotation, molecular function: SNAP receptor activity. Gene Ontology annotation, biological process: endoplasmic reticulum to Golgi vesicle-mediated transport; vesicle fusion. Bases 268 to 936 code for a protein of 222 amino acids. Lineage: Eukaryota; Metazoa; Arthropoda; Insecta; Diptera; Cecidomyiidae. The transcript has 6 exons.